This is a messenger RNA of Zingiber officinale, 986 nucleotides long. Its product is annotated as truncated transcription factor CAULIFLOWER A-like. Gene Ontology annotation, cellular component: nucleus. NCBI's taxonomy places the organism in Eukaryota, Viridiplantae, Streptophyta, Magnoliopsida, Zingiberales, Zingiberaceae. The transcript is spliced from 8 exons. The coding region runs from base 70 to 801 and encodes 243 amino acids. Gene Ontology annotation, biological process: positive regulation of transcription by RNA polymerase II. The record is from RefSeq and is a predicted model, not a curated record. Gene Ontology annotation, molecular function: RNA polymerase II cis-regulatory region sequence-specific DNA binding; protein dimerization activity; DNA-binding transcription factor activity, RNA polymerase II-specific.
GUUUCGCUCUCUCUCUCUCUCUCUCUUGUCCAACGAUUGUCGUCGGCUGCGGCGGAGGGGACAGGAGAGAUGGGGCGGGGGAGGGUGCAGCUGAAGCGGAUCGAGAACAAGAUAAAUCGGCAGGUGACCUUCUCCAAACGUAGAUCUGGCUUGCUCAAGAAGGCGCACGAGAUUUCCGUCCUCUGCGACGCCGAAGUCGCUCUUGUCAUCUUCUCCGCCAAAGGCAAGCUCUAUGAGUACUCCACCGACGCCAGAAUGGAAAUGAUUCUUGAGCGUUACGAGCAUUACACGUAUGCAGAAAAGGAUCUCAAACCACCAGACCUUGAAUCUCCGGCAAAUUGGUGUCAAGAAUAUGGCAAACUUAAGGCUAAGAUUGAAAUUUUAACUAAAAGUCAAAGGCAGCUAAUGGGAGAACAACUAGAAUCCUUGAAUCUGAAAGAAGUCCAACAAUUAGAGCAUCAGCUCGAAAUUUCUCUGAAACAUAUCAGAUCAAGAAAGAACCAAGUAAUGUCUGAGUCCAUUGCGGAGCUUCAACGGAAGGAGAAAGCACUUCGUGAGCAGCACAAACAAUUAGAGAAGGAGCUGAAGGAGAAGCAGAAGGUGAAGGUUGUAACCCAACAAGCCCAAGCAAGCUCCGCGUCAUCGGUCCCCACGAUAGUGGAGCUUCAACCGAUCCUAAACAUUGGGUGUUACCAAGGAACGGGAGGUGGCCAUGGCGCCAGCGAUGACGCUGAGGAAACUCAGGUUAGGAUCAGUGGUAGCUUCUUGCCUCCGUGGAUGCUCAGCCAUUUGAACAGCUAAUGGUGAAUUGGAACCUCUCUGUUUUCACUCACUAUCCCUGCAAAUACGGUAGUAUCUAUCUAUUUGAUGGCUAAGCCACCACCAUGUCAGCUCGCUUGUGUGCGUUUGUACAAGUAAAUCUGAUAUAGAUUAUGCAUGAUGUAACUUUACUCGGUCAGAUGCGCUCCCUAAGUCAUUAUUUAGCC